ACUACGCUUGCGCUGCACUGUCCAGGUCACAGACAGAAAGUAUUCAUUAUCAUCGUUCAUUAAUCAGUACGCCUGCAUCAGUUCAUCAUGUCUCAUGUGAUGUCUCAUCGCGGAAACGUGAAAACUGGAAACUGGUAUGAGGAGCUGCGCUUAAGAGAGGAUGAGAAGAAAGAGUAUCUGGAGGAAAAAGAAAGGGGUGAACUUUUCUACCAGAAGGAAGACUUCCUCAAACAGAACAUGCUGAGUCCGGUUGAUCUCUCUGUGACAACGGACGGAUCGUUGCACUUUGGGGAUGUCGUGGUGUUGGUGAAUCUAGGAGGAGAAAACAGGGAGUGCAGCGCAAUAAGCAUUAAUGCAGACAUUAAUAGUGUGACUAAAACUCCUUUCCCUGGCAUUAAAGCCCCUUGUGGAGUCAAUGCAGGAAGAGACAUUCAGGCCUGCACGCGCACUGCCUUCAUCCUUACCAGUGUGGAUGGCAGUCCUGAUGGAUCGACUCUGAAUUAUGAGCAAAGUUUUGCCCUGAAAACAACAUGUGGCUUUGCCAGAGGGCUUUACCUGAUGAGUGACCUGCAAAGUUUUCAAAAGUGUGCAAAGAACUCCCGUCUACAAGAAGUAAACUUGGAUGAAGGCUGUUCCUUUCUUUCAUGGUGGAAGAUAGAGCACUUUGACCCCCAGGAGAGGCUCGAAUAUGAGGGUCAACGUGUCCCUGCUAAUCAGAAGGUGGUUAUAAAACACUGCAAGACAAACAAGGCACUUGCAGCUCUGGGUGAUCAAGUCCUCUGGACAGCAUUCGGUAAAGAGUAUGAGGUUACAGCUCACACCUUCUUGGACUCUCACAAAGCGGAAAAGGACAGCAACCACUGGAUACUGUGCACCUCUGACCCUGCAGGGAGUGGACUUUUACUUCUCAACCACCCGCUGUCAGCGGCCAAUAACCAGGAGCUCACACACGCAAAACCCUGACAUCUAAAAUCUAACACAACCAACACGCAUGCUCUAACGAAAAGGACAACACCACAUUAUAAACAUCUAUUUGUCUUUAAAUAAAGCUGUUUUCUUUUUUUG
Molecule: messenger RNA, 1065 nt
Organism: Labrus bergylta (ballan wrasse)
Lineage: Eukaryota; Metazoa; Chordata; Actinopteri; Labriformes; Labridae
Gene: cfap161
Product: cilia and flagella associated protein 161
Biological process (GO): cilium assembly
Cellular component (GO): motile cilium
Source: RefSeq, a predicted model, not a curated record